Phytophthora nicotianae INRA-310 is the source of this 924-nucleotide messenger RNA. RefSeq lists its product as hypothetical. Lineage: Eukaryota; Oomycota; Peronosporomycetes; Peronosporales; Peronosporaceae. The record is from RefSeq and is a predicted model, not a curated record. The transcript has a single exon. The coding region runs from base 1 to 924 and encodes 307 amino acids.
AUGCAUGGCAAGAUAGUGGUUGGCACAAGAUUGCACUGGCAAAGCCACUCGCAGCACGAGCGGAUUAAUGUGGAGGAGUUGCUGGGUCAAUUGCGCGAGUUCUGCGCCUAUGCAGCGACGUAUGCGGACGGCGGUAUUCUCAUCGCUGUGGGGCUUCCUACUUCAACGAUAACAGGAGUGCCUGCCUCGGGCGCUGCAGACUCGUUCUUGCCCGCAAGUGCAUUCGUUGAUUCGGUGCGGGAGCUUUUGACAAGACUGCAGCAAGACGUGGACUCGGGAGCGAUUGCUGGCAAGGUGGAGAUCAUUCCCAUGCUGUUCUGGGGCAAGUUCGUGCCGGCAUUGAAUGCUCUGAUUGGAACAGCCGCCGACCACUACCCGGAGGCUGACAUGCUGCUGCUCCAGUCUUUGGAGAUUAAGGUGGAUGCGGCUGGAGUGGCGCUGCUGCGUUCGAACCUUGAUCUAAACCACGAUCUCGUCGUGGGCUCAGCAUUGCCCGGGCACACUUUCCAACCUGAUCCAGCAGUGCAGCCGCUGGAAUUGAGUGGGUUGACAUCGCCCUGGAAUACGCUAGCGCUUUGGAACUUGCAGCAAUUGACCAAGAUAGGUUUCGUACUCAUGGGGGACGCGUUGCGUCUAGAAGUCGAGGGUGUUGGCCCCGCUGGUGGAGACGAAGAGGUAUCUACAAUCUCAGUGUACCAGCAGCUUCUUGCCAACGUACAAGUUCCUACAAGAGCGAAGCUCAUCCGAGUACCCGGUGUUAUCUGGAAGGUGGCCGAUUUCAAAGACCCUGAGCGCGUGGCGUGGCAUGCAAUGAAAAUGCGGAGCAAGAAGCAGCGCACUGCAGCGCAAAUGGCACAUUUUGGCGGCGUGGCGCCUGGCCGAGUGUAUCACAUAGAGCCUUCACUUCAGAAUGGUGCAAAAUAG